This is a messenger RNA of Condylura cristata (star-nosed mole), 3441 nucleotides long. RefSeq names its product KIAA1841 ortholog (gene SANBR). NCBI's taxonomy places the organism in Eukaryota, Metazoa, Chordata, Mammalia, Eulipotyphla, Talpidae. The transcript is spliced from 22 exons. The record is from RefSeq and is a predicted model, not a curated record. Bases 132 to 2309 code for a protein of 725 amino acids.
AAUUGAAACAUAGAGAAAAAAAUCGGAAUCAGGUUAAUACCCAAAGUGGGAUGAACACUUGGGCAGUGUGGCUUUACAGUACAUACUGUUAAUCUGCUACACGAUUGGAGCCAAUUAACAAGUUCAAAAAGAUGAGUCGUGGGUAUUCAGAAAAUAACAAUUUCCUGAACAAUAACAGCCAAAUGGUAUUGGACAUGAUCCUUUAUCCAUUAAUCGGAGUCCAUCAGACCAUCAAUUGGGAAACUGUGGCAAGACUUGUGCCUGGAUUAACACCUAAAGAGUGUGCAAAAAGGUUUGAUGAACUGAAGAGCAGUGGAAGUUCUCCUGUUGACAACCAGUAUAAUACUCUAAUGGCUACUGGAGAGAGUCCUAUUGAAUCUUUAGCUAUGUAUAUUAAAUCCUCACUUCUUGAUACACAGGGAGAAUUUCAGGAGACUCCAGUCUGUCAGGAUACAGCUUCCAAAGCAGGAAGACACAGUAUAGCUUCCACAAGGAAUUGUUCUUCAGAAAGUGAAAAUUGUAUUACUCUUAACGGUGGUGAAGAAAAGACUGAAGAAACUGAAGGGCCAAACAUGGUAAUCCAUGUAUGUGAUGAAGCAAAAAACUUGAAAGAAGAUUUUAUUUGUCCACGAGAUCUUUUGAUAUCAGAAAUGAAGUACUUUGCUGAAUAUUUAUCUGUGGAUGCCCAGCGCUGGGAAGAGGUGGACAUUUCAGUUCAUUGUGAUGUUCACAUUUUCAACUGGUUGAUAAAAUAUGUUAAAAGGACCACCAAGGAGAAUAAAGAUUCUGAAACCCCCACUUUAGAGCCAGGCAAUGUCAUUUCAAUUCUUAUUUCUUCAGAGUUUUUAAAAAUGGAUUCAUUGGUCGAACAGUGUAUUCAGUAUUGCCACAAAAAUAUGAAUGCCAUAGUAGCUACGCCAUGCAACAUGAACUGUAUUAAUGCAAAUCUUCUUACACGUAUAGCUGAUCUGUUUACACAUAAUGAAGUCGAUGAUUUAAAGGACAAGAAAGAUAAGUUUAGGAGCAAACUUUUUUGUAAAAAGAUUGAAAGACUCUUUGAUCCUGAAUACUUGAAUCCAGAUUCUCGGAACAAUGCAGCAACAUUAUACAGAUGUUGUUUAUGUAAGAAACUUUUAACAAAAGAAACAGAAAGGAGAAUUCCUUGUACACCUGGAAAAAUCCAUGUGGAUCGACAUGGAAAUAUUAUCUACAUUCACAUAAGAGAUAAGACUUGGGAUGUUCAUGAAUAUUUGAAUAGUCUUUUUGAAGAAUUAAAGUCUUGGAGAGAUGUAUAUUGGCGCUUGUGGGGAACUGUCAACUGGCUAACAUGUUCAAGAUGUUACCAGACAUUUCUCUGUGUAGAAUUUUCACAUUGUCAAUAUCACUCAGAAACAGUGGUUUACCCUACCACAGCAAAUUCACUUAGUACCACCGGCACUGGAAUUUAUCCAUGCUGUAACCAAAAGGUUCUUCGGUUUGAUCCCACUCAGCUUACAAAGGGCUGUAAAGUGAGAGACCAUAUGGUUGCUCUUGAUGAUCAAGGUGAAGGUAGAGAUUUGCUGUCCUGCCCAACUACUAGAAUACUGGAUGAUCUACACAAGCACAAAGAUGUCAUUAUUGUGCCUUUUUCUAAAGAUGCAGUUAAUGAUUCUGGGCUUGGUCCCUGUGAUGAAAAGGGGCUGGACUGUGAUGUUUUGCUGGAGCCUAGUACACCGUGGGGCCCCAAAAGUGGGGAGCUUAAUGCUUUCUUGUCACUGAAAAACUGGACUCUGCAACUGAAGCAGCAGUCAUUAUUUUCAGAAGAAGAAGAAUAUACCACUGGAUCUGAGGUUACCGAAGAUGAAGUUGGUGAUGAAGAAGAAGUAUCCAAGAAGCAAAGGAAAAAAGAAAAACCAAAGAAGUUCACUAAACAACCAAAAAAACAGAUGUCUUCACCCUGUGGUCAAAAAAAAGAGAAGACAUUGGAAAAGGAAGGGAUAAAAAGCCAGUCAACUUCUAGAGAUGUAUCUCCUUUCGUUGUGAGUAUGCAGAAGAAUAAGUGGGAUGCCACGAGAUCAUUGAGAUUCAAUCAGGAUGCACAAAGAGAAGAUGACCAGCGACGUAUGUCUGAAAUUACAGGACACCUAAUAAAGAUGAGAUUAGGUGAUCUAGACCGUGUCAAGUCAAAGGAAGCAAAAGAAUUUGCGGGAGGUAUUUACUCCAGGCUAGAAGCACAAAUCAAGGCCUCAGUGCCAGUCAGUGCCCGGCAAACCAACUCAGAGAAAAACACAAGGUCUAAAAAUCGUUUUGGUCAAGGGCGUCCUGCAUAAAGCACCGUAAAAUAUGAAUGAAAAGACAGAAGACACACCUGUAGAUGUCUGAAAGUGCUCACUUCUUGAAACUCUUCAGAAUGAUGACUUUUAAAUGUAUUAAGUUAUUUAUUAAUCAUUCAUGCAAACCAUAUAAAUGCUAAGGAAAAUAUAUGGUUCUUAUAAAAUCUAAUUGUAAAUAUGAAGCAUCUUCACUCUUAAUUUUCUGUAGUGUGAUCUGGACUGUAGAAAACUAUUAUUUACAAAUUUGCAUAGUUAAGGUUCCUAAUAUUUGUCAUCCUUGUUUUAUUUAUUUGAGAAAGAAGAGACCUAAAUUCUUAAGUAGCUAAGAUGUUUUUUAAGCCGUGGAGAGCAGAGCUGGUAGUGCUGUCAUGCAUGUGCACUGACUGUGGUGUGUCUUUUGGGCUAGAAAUCUUGGGAUACCAUUGAGGACUACAAUUUUUUGUGAUAAAAUUCCCAGUGAUGUUACUUUUAGGUUUGCAUGAAUGCUAAGGAGUCACAGACCUCAAGAUUGCGUUAAAUAAAGUUUCAAGAUGAGACAUUACCUGUGUUGGGCAGAAGAGUUCAUUUUUUCCAGCGUAAUUCCAUGGAAAGCACAAUGUUAAUCCAAUCUUUUUUCUCCUUUUGGUUUUUAAUGCAUACCUGUUGGUCAUCUAAAGUGAGAUUUCUAAUUAUUGCCUCUUUCUUCUACAAGCCACUAUUAUUCUGAAUUUCCUGAAAUAACUGUUGGAAGUUUUGGGAUAGUAAAAUCACUUCAGUUGUAUGACACUCCUACCACCCCUACUGUGUUAUUCUCAGGGCUGUAAAUCCCAAUCAUAGCCCUUUAAAAUGUUUAUUGCUAACCAAACAGGAAGAGCUCAGGGAAAAUAUGUUUAAGCCAGAAGCAUAUGAAAAAUUACACAGAGUGUAGGUCUCUGAAAAACUUUAAGAUGCACUGUUUGUAUUUUUAGUCUUCAUUUGCCCUCGAGUUGAAAUUCUUUGUUAUUUAGAGGACAGGCUUUGCUAAUGUGUAACAGGAGGGCAGUUUCUGUUGAAAUGCUCAAAAAUUACUUUCAAUCUACACUGAAUCUAACAAAUAGUUCCUUUUGUUUUUAUGUGUACAAGAACUGGGAUACAGGUCAGAGGUUUGGGA